UAAAUUCAAUAAUUAUGGAUUUAUUCAUACCAUAAAUAUGAAUAUAUCAAGAAAUAUUUUAUACAUAUUCAGUUUAUACGUUGUUACAUUUUUUUAUAUAAUAUUAAUAAUUAGUUUUACAAUACGAUAUUCAAAACAACAUCAUGCUAAAGAGCCAAGCAUACAAGUUAUAAAGGAAGACAAUUGGCGAAAUUUAUCUAGAAAUGAUACUAUAAAACUAUCAGAACUUGGUAAAAUACUAUUUUUAGAUAAAGUACCUCCAACGCCAAAACCAACAAUAUUCAAAAUAUUAGUUUGGAAUGAUGUAGCUCGGAUAGAAAAUCGUCAUAUUAAACGAUUUGGUAAUAAAAGGUACAACCCAUGGGAAAAUUGUUUAGUUAGUAAUUGUGAAAUAAUGACGAAUCGUACGCAGUUAGAUAAAGCAGAUGCAGUAUUAGUUCCAAUACAAACCUUAAAAUCAACCAAAGAUUUACCCAUUCAUAGAAGUUCAAAACAAAUAUGGAUUAUGUUAACAGAUGAAAGUCCAUAUCAUCCAUUCAUGAGCAAACCAGCUUCAUUUCUAUCAAAAUUCAAUGGUUUUUUUAAUUGGACCAUGACCUACAGGAUGGAUUCAGAUGUUCCUGUACCUUAUGGAAGAGCAUUAAAAAAGAUAGUGGUUCCUAGUGAAACAAAUAUUGUGAUUCCUAAAGCAAAUCCUUCAAAGAAGGUGCAUGUUGUAAAUUUAAGUUCAAACUGUGGAAGCAAUAGUCAUAGAUGGGAAUAUAUUAAGGAAUUAAAAAAACAUAUCCCAGUAGAUGUAAUUGGGAAAUGUGGUAAAAAUUUAUGUCCAGGACAUUUUCAUAAAGCUUGUGAUGCAAUUAAAAAUUAUACAUUUUAUUUGGCAUUUGAAAAUUCACAUUGUACAGACUAUUUAACAGAAAAAAUAUGGUGGAAUGCGUAUGAAAAUAAUCUGAUACCAAUUAUCUUGGGACCAUCACUUGAGAAUUGUAAAAAAUUAUUACCACCAAAUUCAUAUUUACAUGUGGAUGAAUUUAGUAGUCCUGCAUCUUUAGCAAAAUAUUUAAACUAUUUAAUUAAUUCACCCAAAGAUUUUUAUUCAUUUUUUGAAUGGAAACAUAAUUAUACGAUUGUAAAUGAACAUGGUUAUUUUCAAUCACAAAGUUAUCACUUUUGUCGUAUCUGUGAAGCAUUAAAUUUUAAUUCAAAUCAUACCAAAGUUUAUGAUCGUUUAGAUCAAUUUUGGAGUGCAGAGACUGAUUGUUAUAAAUAA
Chrysoperla carnea is the source of this 1270-nucleotide messenger RNA. RefSeq names its product 4-galactosyl-N-acetylglucosaminide 3-alpha-L-fucosyltransferase FUT6-like. NCBI's taxonomy places the organism in Eukaryota, Metazoa, Arthropoda, Insecta, Neuroptera, Chrysopidae. The record is from RefSeq and is a predicted model, not a curated record. Gene Ontology annotation, cellular component: membrane. The transcript is spliced from 5 exons. Bases 38 to 1270 code for a protein of 410 amino acids. Gene Ontology annotation, molecular function: alpha-(1->3)-fucosyltransferase activity.